This is a messenger RNA of Sorex fumeus (smoky shrew), 2297 nucleotides long. RefSeq names its product RAS related 2 (gene RRAS2). The record is from RefSeq and is a predicted model, not a curated record. The transcript has 6 exons. Gene Ontology annotation, cellular component: plasma membrane. Gene Ontology annotation, biological process: signal transduction. Lineage: Eukaryota; Metazoa; Chordata; Mammalia; Eulipotyphla; Soricidae. Bases 271 to 885 code for a protein of 204 amino acids. Gene Ontology annotation, molecular function: GTP binding; GTPase activity; GDP binding.
GUGGAGCGACGGGCGCGACCCUCCGCCGCGACCGCGCCGCGCUCCCCUCGCGCUCAGCCCGCUUCCCCGAGCCGCGGGGCGGGGGACCCGGGCCAGCUCGGGCGCCGCGCCGCCGCACGGACCGGCCCUUCCGGCCAGCUCCCGGGCGCCCGGCAGGGACCCCCCGCCCGGCCGCUCGCCGCAGCCCGCCGGCCGCACACGUCCCCGGAGCCGGGCCUAGGGCGGGCGGAGGCGCGGCGUGGCCGGGCUGGGCUCGGCGGCGUCCUCCCCAUGGCCGCGGCCGGCUGGCGGGACGGCUCCGGCCAGGAGAAGUACCGGCUCGUGGUGGUCGGCGGCGGCGGCGUGGGCAAGUCGGCGCUCACCAUCCAGUUCAUCCAGUCCUAUUUUGUGACAGAUUAUGAUCCAACCAUUGAAGAUUCUUACACAAAGCAGUGUGUCAUAGAUGAUAGAGCUGCCCGUCUAGAUAUCCUAGAUACUGCAGGACAAGAAGAGUUUGGAGCUAUGAGAGAACAGUACAUGAGAACUGGCGAGGGGUUCUUGUUGGUCUUUUCAGUCACAGAUAGAGGCAGUUUUGAAGAAAUUUAUAAAUUUCAAAGACAGAUUCUCAGAGUAAAGGAUCGUGAUGAGUUUCCAAUGAUUUUAAUUGGUAAUAAAGCUGAUCUGGAUCAUCAGAGACAGGUAACACAGGAAGAAGGACAGCAAUUAGCACGACAGCUUAAAGUAACAUAUAUGGAGGCAUCAGCAAAGAUCAGGAUGAAUGUAGAUCAAGCCUUCCAUGAACUUGUCCGGGUUAUACGGAAGUUUCAAGAGCAGGAAUGUCCUCCUUCACCAGAACCAACUAGGAAAGAAAAAGACAAGAAAGGCUGCCAUUGUGUCAUUUUCUAAGAAUCUCUUGAGUUUUAGCAACCAACUGCCAGGAAAAGCCCUCAUCUUCUCUCCUAUGGUUUACAUCAUGUUGGUACCUUUCAAGCCUUAGACAAAUGAUCACCAUGGUAGCCUUAGACGAGAAGCUGGCUAAUCCUUUUGUAAAGCUAAUCCUGAGGUCAUUUCAAGAUAGAUUUAAAGGAAACACUAAGGCUGCUUAAAAGAUUAUCUGGUUCCUUUAAAAUAUAUAUCUAUGUACACAGACACUUUUUUUUUUUAAGGGCUUACAUUUUAAUAGGGAAGAAUCAGAUUUGGAACCUAAACAUUUGCUGCACCAAUAGGUUGACUAUAGGUUGUGAAAUAACUUUUAACUUCUGGAAUCAACUUCUGUUUCUUUAUAUAGAAAUAUAGGGAUUUUUUUUCAAAUGUGAAUUUUUACCUAGCUCUAAAAAUAUUGUUGUCAACUUUAGUUUAUCUUAAAUACACUGAACUGAAUACACAAAAGUGAAACAUCUCAGACCUUUACUGAUGCUACAUAGUCUUGUUUGGCCAAAAUACCAAAAUGCCUAUUAUUUAUAGAUUAAAAAUUACUUGUAGAGCCUUUAUUACUACUCUUACUCUUAAAGAUGAUCAUUUCUAUGUGGCCAAAUAUUUGUUCUUAGUCUGAAUUUAAGCAUUUCAGUGUUCUUGUUUUUUUUUCUUUUUUAAUUUAACUUUUCACAGCCAUGUUGAAAGUAAAAAAUAAGUAAUUUUUGUCUGUCUUCCUUUUCAAGUAUUUCUGAAUAAGGGAUUUAAAAGAAACUAAAACAGUUUUUCUUUGUAAUAUAAAAAUAUGGAAUUGAUCUUUCCAGGGUCAGAGAUGAUUAAUGUUUUUGCUAUAUACUUUUAUACAUUAUUUUCUUAUCAAACUAGUUAACAAGUAUUUUUAUAUGUUUGUAAGCAAAUAUGCUUUCACAGCAUACCAUGUGUAUAUGUAAAGAUAAGUAUUUAAUUCUCACUGUUCACUUUUAACUGACAAAAAAAAAGUGAAAACUACAAAAACUGUGGUAGAAUUUCUCUUUGCUGUUCUGGUCCCUGUAGCCACCUCUGGCCAGUCACGUGUCUAUUCAAGAAACCUAAUAGAGUACAGCCGGAUGUACUCAAAAAUCAUGUUCAGCCCCUCCCUCCCUUCUUAUUAGAUAUUGACUGUUAUAUCAAGUAGCAAGUGUAAAAGUUUAACUGACAAUUUGUGUAACUGUGGAUGGCCUCUGAUUUCCUUUUUAAUGCUGUGGAUUGUGUUUAAACAAUUCAAACGUAUGUUCCAGAGUUUGAGAUACUAAGUGGUAUUGCACAGUUGUCACUUUAUUGUAUGUGUACAACAGCCCCAUAAAGUUUAUAAAAGCGAACCCUGUACAGCUUCAGGUGCUAGAAUUAAAAUUGAUCAGUAAUCACAA